Messenger RNA from Macrosiphum euphorbiae (potato aphid), 1149 nucleotides. NCBI's taxonomy places the organism in Eukaryota, Metazoa, Arthropoda, Insecta, Hemiptera, Aphididae. The record is from the annotation of a GenBank genome assembly.
AUGAUUAAAAUAAAAUAUUGCACGGAUAUAGAUCGUUCUGUGUUACUGAGUAACUUCGAAAAACGUGGAUGGGUACAUGUAGGCCCUGAAGACGAUUGGCAUUUCUAUUGGACUAGUUUACAAACUUGUCGUUGUUUGUUUAAUGCUGACAAAAAUUAUAGAUUGAAAGACGAUCAGAUAAUAAAUCAUUUCCCAAAUCACUAUGAACUCGGCCGAAAAGAUUUACUUAUAAGAAAUAUCAGACGUUAUCGCCGUGAAUUGCUAAAAAGUGGCAAUUCUAUUGCAGAAUGCGUCCGUGGUACAUUUUUGUACUUGGAUUUUAUUCCUUCAACUUACGUACUACCCGUUGAUUAUAAUUUAUUCUUGGAAGAAUAUCGCAAAAAUCCAAGUACUUGGAUUGUGAAACCAAGUGGUAAAUCCCGAGGCUCAGGGAUAUUUCUAAUAGACAAAUUGUCUCAAUUAAAGAAAUGGUCCAAGGAAAAAAAAUAUCGUAAAAAUGCAUCAACUAAAAAAGAAACUUAUAUAAUAUCUAGAUACAUCGAAAACCCUUUGUUGAUAAGUGGAAAAAAGUUCGAUUUACGUCUUUAUGUUUUGGUUACUUCAUUUCAUCCAUUAAAAGCCUAUUUGUUUAAAUUUGGGUUUUGUCGUUUCUGUAGUGUAAAAUAUAAUGCACAUUUGAUGGACAUUAAUUGCUUAUUUGCUCAUUUAACGAACGUAUCAGUACAAAAAGAAGGCGAAGACUAUAAUAAUAUCCAUGGAGGUAAAUGGUCCACCGAAAAUCUAAAAUUGUACUUAACCAGUACACGAGGUGAAAAACGUACUCGUAAACUGUUCGACGACAUAUCAUUUAUAAUUGUGCACUCAUUGAAGGCUGCUCGUAGUGUCAUGUCUCACGAUACCCAUUGUUUCGAAUGCUAUGGCUAUGAUAUUAUUGUAGACGAAGACCUAAAACCUUGGUUGAUCGAAGUGAACUCUUCACCGUCACUCACGUGUACAACUUCCAGUGAUCACAUACUGAAAUCAAAUCUUAUAGAGAGCAUCUUGUCUGUUGUUUUGCCAUCAUCAGGAAUCCCAAAUUGCCGGUGGGAUAAAACUCCAUCACCAGAAUCACUAGUAAACUUUGAUGUUUUGAUCGAUGAACUGCUGUAA